Molecule: messenger RNA, 1311 nt
Organism: Sparassis crispa
Lineage: Eukaryota; Fungi; Basidiomycota; Agaricomycetes; Polyporales; Sparassidaceae
Product: AP-1 complex subunit mu-1
Exons: 9
Coding region: 1-1311 (436 amino acids)
Biological process (GO): vesicle-mediated transport; intracellular protein transport
Cellular component (GO): clathrin-coated vesicle; clathrin adaptor complex
Molecular function (GO): clathrin-cargo adaptor activity
Source: RefSeq, a predicted model, not a curated record
AUGGCUAGCUUGAUAGCUAUCCUCGACCUAAAGGGCAAACCGCUAAUCCAGCGUUCAUAUCGCGACGACGUGCCUCCAUCCUACGUGGAGCGGUUUUUACCAAUUGUGCUUGAUUUGGAGGAAGAGGGGCAACAGGUUACACCAUGCUUUACGAGAGAUAGCAUCAAUUACAUGCAUAUCCGACACUCGAAUCUUUACCUGCUUGCUUUGUCAAAGCGCAAUAGCAAUGCUGCCGAGAUUAUUCUCUUCCUGCACCGCUUCGUCCAAGUACUAGUGGAAUACUUCAAGGAACUGGAGGAAGAGUCAAUUCGGGACAAUUUUGUCAUCAUCUACGAGCUUAUGGACGAGAUGAUGGAUUUUGGGUAUCCGCAGACCACGGAGAGCAAGAUUCUUCAAGAAUACAUAACACAAGAGUCAUACAAGCUGGAGGUACAGGUGCGGCCACCAAUAGCCGUGACAAACGCUGUGUCCUGGCGGUCGGAAGGCAUCCGGUACCGCAAGAACGAAGUGUUCCUGGAUGUCAUUGAAAGUGUUAACCUCCUGGUUAAUGCUAACGGUAAUGUGGUCCGGUCGGAGAUCCUAGGCGCUGUUAAGAUGAAAUGUUACUUGUCUGGCAUGCCCGAGCUCCGACUAGGUCUCAAUGACAAGGUAAUGUUCGAGGCUACGGGGAGAACGGCACGGGGCAAGGCGAUCGAAAUGGAGGACGUCAAGUUCCACCAAUGCGUCCGACUGUCACGUUUUGAGAACGACAGGACAAUAUCAUUCAUUCCGCCGGAUGGGGAGUUCGAGCUCAUGUCCUAUCGUCUUUCGACGGCCGUGAAGCCACUGGUAUGGGUCGAAGCUGCGGUCGAGCACCACAAAGGAAGCAGGGUGGAAUACAUGGUGAAAGUGAAGGCGCAGUUCAAGCGCCGGAGCACCGCAAACAACGUGGAAAUCUACGUGCCCGUGCCCGACGACGCGGAUACGCCCAAGUUCCGGGCAUCGACGGGUAGCGUGCAGUACGCCCCGGAUAAGUCGGCUUUCGUGUGGAAAAUCAAGCAGCUAGGCGGUGGGCGAGAAUUCCUCAUGCGGGCGCACUUUGGGUUACCCAGUGUGCGAGGAGAACAAGAGUUGGACAAGCGUGCACCGAUCACGGUUAAGUUCGAGAUCCCAUACUUCACUGUCUCCGGCAUCCAGGUGCGCUACUUGAAGAUCGUUGAGAAGAGUGGGUAUCAGGCACUACCAUGGGUGCGGUACAUUACGCAGAAUGGCGAUGACUACAGCCUCCGCACUGCAGUAGAGAAGGGCAGCGCCCCCAUUAUGCCGAUAUAG